Nematostella vectensis (starlet sea anemone) is the source of this 1430-nucleotide messenger RNA. Its product is annotated as dynein regulatory complex protein 9. Gene Ontology annotation, biological process: cilium organization. The record is from RefSeq and is a predicted model, not a curated record. Gene Ontology annotation, molecular function: protein binding. Gene Ontology annotation, cellular component: cytoplasm; motile cilium. The transcript has 13 exons. The coding region runs from base 31 to 1353 and encodes 440 amino acids. Lineage: Eukaryota; Metazoa; Cnidaria; Anthozoa; Actiniaria; Edwardsiidae.
UAGCGGGUUGCCUGUGUAAUUACGCACGGCAUGACGGGACGGAUCGACGUAAACAGACGGUUCCAUGACAACAAAAGACAGAAAUGGCGGGUUGUAGCACAUAGUAAACUUCCUCGCCUGGUUUCUUUAUUUUACUCUACAGAACUACAAGAAAACAACCUGGAAUACAGCGGAAACAUGCUGUCAAGUCUUGAUGCCGUCCAUAUCUCGGCAAUCUUGGAAGAUUGCGCCGACCAACUAGCUAUUCUUGGUCAUAUCAUGCCAUCGACUCUCGAAGGCCGCACGGAUGCGCCACAGAUUGUUGAUGAUGAGCUUGGACAGAUUUUGCAAGACCAGAGAGAUCUUGAAAGUCGUUAUGAAUCUCUUCUAAGUCAGAGAGAGGACAUCAAGAUGCGAUUUACAAAUAACUCCUCCAAGGUGAUGGAGAGUGAUGCCAUGGUUACAUCCACUGCACGCACUCUACGAGAUGGGGCGCAAGCGUUAAACAGAAGUUUCAAGCAAAAUCCUUUAACAAGUGAUAAUCUGGCAAAGAUUCAGUCAGACAGGAAAUUUCUACAAGAUGUUGUAGAAACGGCCCUAGGAGAGAUAGUAGACCAUCGCUCAUUCAACUCCCUGAUGAAUGCUGUCAACACCGAGAAAGAGAAAAAGGCUGCUCUUCAGCAGACGAUCCUGAAGGAGGAAGAAAGUAGAAGACUGGUGAAGAGCCUGCAGCGCCAGCUGGUGGAGGUCAAAAGAGAAAAAGAGAGUGAAAUCCAGCAAAGAAAUGAGAUGAUUGCCCACCUGAAGGAUCAACUGCAAGAAAUGAAGGCUAAGACAAGUAUGGAGGGCAAAUACAUCAAGAAGGAUGCUGAGGUCCGUGUGAGCUGUACACAGAAGAAGUGUCAACAAACGGAAAACUCAAUGAAGGAGGAACUUGAGAGACUGAAGUUUAAGAUUGACGAAGAGGAACGUGUUAACAAUGAGAUUGAGGCAUACCUCAAACAGCACCAUCAGAUACUGGAAGAAAAAGUCGAGUAUUGGAUGGAGAAAUACGACAGAGAUGUGGAGCAGAAACAACACGAGCUGGACGUGCUUAAGGCAUCUAAAGCGAAUGACCUCGCAAGACUUCAGGAACUCACUCAGAAGUAUACCGAGUAUGAGAAAGUGGUGAUAGAGGACCGCGUCGAGAAAGAGAAGGCUCGGCGCCAGGCUGAACAGGAAGCUGAGGAACUUAAAGCCAUCAUCCGGCUGCAGUCUUGGUGGCGUGGCGUGAUGGUUCGUCGACAGCUUGGCCCUUAUAGCAAAAAGAAGAAGAAGAAGGGGAAGAAGGGGAAAAAGUCAGGGAAAAAAGGAAAGAAGGGAAAAAAGAAAUAGACGAAUAGAUACCAACUUCAUCUGAUCUUAUUGUACCCAUCAUGUUUUUUUGUGUAAAAUAAAGUUACUUACCCAUU